Molecule: messenger RNA, 812 nt
Organism: Eremomyces bilateralis CBS 781.70
Lineage: Eukaryota; Fungi; Ascomycota; Dothideomycetes; Eremomycetales; Eremomycetaceae
Product: RNA-binding domain-containing protein
Exons: 3
Coding region: 118-666 (182 amino acids)
Molecular function (GO): RNA binding
Source: RefSeq, a predicted model, not a curated record
CCAUUAUUACACAGCUCUGAAAAUUGAAAGCUUUCCAGUCAUAAGUCCAUUCAUCCUCUCGCCUUCGCCUAUAUCGAUACUCAGUCGGCAAGCCUUCUCGAAUUAUCAGCAAUCGUCAUGUCGGCUCAAACCAUUGUCCCCAAUCAAACGCUCUAUUGCAGGAAUCUGCCCAACAAGAUCCAAAAGCAGGACCUCAGGCGGGCGCUCUACCUCCUCUUCUCUACAUAUGGAUCGGUUCUGGAUGUCGUCGCGCUCAAGACCAUGAAGAUGCGCGGGCAAGCACACGUUGUUUUCAAGGAUAUCCAAUCAAGCACACAAGCCAUGCGAGCUCUUCAAGGCAUGGAAUUCUUCGGCAUGGAACUAAAAAUAUCUUACGCAAAAUCCAAGUCGAAUACCAUCUCUAAGCUCGACGGCACAUUCAAUAUCCCAUCCACCGGUCCCUCCGGCUCGACCGUUCCUGGAGCUGCUGCGCAACCCUCUAUUUUCACUGCUCCUAUAGGUCUCCCAUCAGCAGGUACCACCACCGGAGGUGCAGCUCCCGCAAAGGAAGCUUCGCCGGCAGCGAUUGGGACGAAGAGGCCGCGGGAUGAGAGCGAAGGCGAGGAAGAUGGCGAUGCCCCCAUGGAGGAUGAGGAGAGCGAGAUGGAGAUGAGCGAUGAAGAUUAAUGGACGACUCGUAGAGGACAUUGGCAUCACUCCACAUUCUGCCGCAGCCUUCGCUCCAAAAGGCUUCGUAUGAGGCCGCCUCCUUCAACAGCACCAAUAUAUCAAGUUCACUCUUGGCGAACGACAUGCUCUGUUUGGCAGCACGA